This is a messenger RNA of Erythranthe guttata (spotted monkey flower), 805 nucleotides long. Its product is annotated as cyclin-U1-1. The record is from RefSeq and is a predicted model, not a curated record. Gene Ontology annotation, biological process: regulation of cyclin-dependent protein serine/threonine kinase activity. NCBI's taxonomy places the organism in Eukaryota, Viridiplantae, Streptophyta, Magnoliopsida, Lamiales, Phrymaceae. Gene Ontology annotation, molecular function: protein kinase binding.
AAAACUGAAAAAAAUGCCUCCACCACCACCCAAUGCCAACACUGUAGAUGUUAACCGGCGGCGAAGCGCAGCACCGCCAGCCCCGGCUGACGGAGCCGAUCAUCUUAGACGCCACAGCAACGCCGAGAGUCCUAACUAUCCUCUCCUACGUGCUCGAAAAGCUGGUCUCCCGGAAUGACCGGUUAAGCGAUGGCGGUGGCUCCGCCGGAAAUAUAUUGACCGCAUUCCACGGGGUACGGUCGCCGGCGAUAAGCCUGGAGAAGUAUUUGGAGAGAAUAUAUAAGUACACAAACUGUAGCCCGGCGUGCUUCGUGGUGGGGUUCGUGUACAUAGAUCGGCUGGUUCAUAAGUAUCCGGACUCACUUGUGGUUUCACUCAAUGUUCAUCGCUUGGUCGUCACCAGUGUUAUGGUUGCUUCCAAGAUUCUUGAUGAUGUGCACUAUAAUAAUGCAUUUUAUGCCCGAGUUGGAGGAGUGAGCAAUGCAGAGUUGAACCGGCUCGAAAUUGAACUGCUUUUUUUGUUAGAUUUUGGAGUAUGUGUUAGCUCUCGAGUUUUCGAAAGCUAUUGUCAACACCUCGAAAACCAAAGUCCACCCCCCAUCACACUCAUCUCCGUCGAUGAUGUCACCGACAUAUCUGUUGAAGAUACGCAUAAUUCCUCACCACCUCAAUUGCGUGCCUGACUCAUAGUUAACUUCCAUUUUAUUGUAUUAUUCUUUUUUAUGUAUGAUAUUUUUUAUACCAUCAAAAUACCAACUUGUUAAUCUUGAUUUUCUAUGUAAUAUGUCAAUUUUCUUUUCUUUCA